AAUAUUGUUCAAGUUGAGAUUCUAAUAAAAAUAUUUAUAUCCAGCUUCAAUUGACAUUCUUUGGAAAGUUGAGCUAUAUUUUAAAAAAGGAAUUCAAGGGAUCGUGGAUAUAAAAUAUCAUUAAGUUAAGUCCAUAGUCGACAACCUGGCUGUCAAAAAACUGACAUGUAUGCAAACGUAAACAUAACCUUUUUAAAUUUAGAAACAUAACCUCAAAAUAUUGAAGGAAAAGUCUUCAUGUUAUUCAGAAAAGAUUUGUUUUUUGCAAAAAAAUAUCGUGCCAUGAGUGUUUUUAUACAAAAACUCAACCCAAUAACGGGAAUUAACGAUUGGAUAGUGCAAAAUGAAGAUUACGAUUAUCACCAAGAAGUGGCGAGGGCAUCAUUUGCCGACAUGCUUCAUGAUACCGAACGGAAUCAACUGUACGAAAAGGCAUUAAUUGCUGCAAUCGAUAAGAUGCACCUUAAAGGUAAAAAAGCGAAUGUGCUUGACAUUGGGACUGGUACAGGGCUUUUGUCUAUGAUGGCAGCUCGUAACGGAGCUGAUUCAAUAGUAGCAUGUGAAGCUUUUAAACCAAUGAGCGAAUGUGCAAAAAAAAUUAUUAAGCUUAAUGGCUAUGAAGACAAAAUUAAGGUGAUACACAAACGUUCUACGGAAUUAACUGUAGGAAAAGACUGUGAUUUAACGGAGAGAUGCAAUAUUUUGGUCACUGAAGUAUUUGAUACUGAGUUAAUUGGUGAGGGUGCAUUAUCUACUUUUAGUCACGCGCAUAAAACUUUAUUGGAAGAAGAUUGUAUAGUUGUGCCAGAGUCAGCAACUAUUUUUGCUCAGGUUAUUGAGUGUCCCUUAGUGCAAGAUUGGAAUAAAUGCAAAGAUAUCUUUGAUGAAGAUGGGAAAUUGUUAAUAGCUGUUCCAAAAAAUAUUACUUAUUGUGCAGGAUCAUCUGCUGUGCAUGAUAUACAAUUAAGUCAAAUGCCUACAGAAUCAAUCAACACAAUAGUUUCCCCAAUACCAGUAUUACGUUUUGAUUGGUCUGGAAGAACACCUUUUGUUUACGAGAGAUCCACUAUAAACAGUGUGAAAGCAGAGGCUAGUGGUAAGGUACAUGCUAUUUUUAUGUGGUGGGAACUCCAAAUGGACACUGAGAAUAAAAUUAUUUUAUCGUGUGCCCCUAAAUGGGCUCACCCACUUGGCAAAACAAAUACAGAAUCGGAAAUUCCAUGGAGGGAUCAUUGGAUGCAAGCUGUUUACUAUUUAGCCAAAGACUUUACAGUUGAAAAAGGAGAAGAGUUAAAUCUAAUUAGCUGUCAUGAUGAGUAUUCUUUGUGGUUUAACAUAAGCAAAGAUUUAAAAAUUAUUGACAUGCAUUAUUUGAACCCUAUUUGUGAAUGCGGUUUACACAUAUCAUUUUCAAGAACAAGGAUAGGCCAAAUAAAUGAUAACAAAAGAAACAAAAAAUACAUAUCCCUUUUACAAAAGCAUGUUAGUUCAGAAAGCACAGUAUUAAUUUUAAGUGAUGGGUUUUUCACUGCUCUAGCUGCUGCCAAAAUGGGAGCUAAAAAGGUUUAUGUGAUAGAGACCAGCAGCAUUUGUAGUCGAGUUCUUCAAGAUUACAUCAACUAUAAUAAGCUAGAAAAUGUAACAAUAAUUCGCACAAUAAAUCAACUUGUAAAAGAUAAUGUUCAGGACAUAAACUUGGUUAUUUCUGAACCUUAUUUCACCAGCAGUAUACUUCCCUGGGACAGCCUUUUAUUCAUUUAUCUUCUAAAAGGGCUCCAAACUUGCUUGACAAGUGAUGCCAAAGUAUUUCCCCAAAAAGCAAUUGUUAAGGCAGUUUGUGUGCAAUUCAAAGACUUGCAUAAAAUAAGAUCACCUUUGGUAAAUUGUGAAGGAUUUUUGAUGGAUCAUUUUGAUAAACUUAUUGAGGAAUCUAGCGAUAUUAGUGACGAUAAUGUGGAGGCUCAGCCGCUUUGGGAAUAUCCCUGCGUUGCGUUAACUAACGAACAAGAAAUUUCCAUGUUAGACAUUCUAAAUAAUCCGACGACUCUGCAAGAAUCUAGUGGGUGUUUUCAAAUAUCAAGUGAUUUGGAAUGCAAUGGAAUCGCAAUUUGGAUAGAUUGGGUACACGAUGGCUCAGUUAUUUCAACAGGUCCCACAGAACCCAUUGUGGUGGGUGAAAAAAUCGAAUGGGACAUACACACGCGACAAGGAGUCUGUUUAUUCCCUAAUACACUUAAAAAAGCAAUUAAUUAUGAUUUUAAGUUUGAUUUUAUAAGUGGAAAUAUUUUAUUUAAAUAUAAGUUUUAAUCUAUGA
This is a messenger RNA of Brassicogethes aeneus, 2314 nucleotides long. Lineage: Eukaryota; Metazoa; Arthropoda; Insecta; Coleoptera; Nitidulidae. The record is from the annotation of a GenBank genome assembly.